This is a messenger RNA of Vitis riparia (riverbank grape), 1807 nucleotides long. RefSeq names its product zinc finger CCCH domain-containing protein 20-like. Gene Ontology annotation, molecular function: metal ion binding. The coding region runs from base 16 to 1269 and encodes 417 amino acids. Lineage: Eukaryota; Viridiplantae; Streptophyta; Magnoliopsida; Vitales; Vitaceae. The transcript has a single exon. The record is from RefSeq and is a predicted model, not a curated record.
AAGACAAACCAAACCAUGAUUAAGAGUGAAGUUCUGGAGCAGUUUAUAAACAAAGGGACACCUUGGAAGUGUUGCUGUGAAUUCUGGGGACAGCGCAUCAAGAUGAUGAUCGGAGAAUCGCGCCAUCCAAAUCCGACGGUCCUGGUUCCUCCUUGGCCCCACUUUGACGAUCCUACGGUUGAUAUGUCUUUCCCGUAUCCGGUAAGUGGUGUCUCCGUUAACUCUAACGCCAAUGCUAACGGUCUUCAGGGCGGUGAACACUCCCCAUUUCUUCUUGGGGAGGCGUUGACAGCGCUGCAACGUUAUCUCCCGUCCAAUGACGUUGAUGUGGAUUCGGACUCCGAUAUUUCCGGUCGUGAGGCCGACAUUCCGGUGGACGCAUACUCGUGCGAUCAUUUUCGGAUGUUUGAGUUCAAGGUGAGGAGGUGCGCACGUGGGCGGUCGCAUGACUGGACUGAGUGUCCGUACGCUCAUCCAGGCGAGAAGGCUCGCCGCAGGGAUCCUAGGAAGUUUCAUUAUUCCGGCACGGCGUGUCCUGACUUCAGGAAGGGGAACUGCAAGAAGGGUGACUCGUGUGAGUUCGCGCAUGGCGUAUUUGAGUGUUGGCUCCACCCGGCUCGCUAUCGCACCCAGCCAUGUAAGGACGGGCCCAACUGUCGCCGGCGGGUUUGCUUCUUUGCUCACACGGCUGAGCAGCUGAGGGUUUUGCCUCAGCAGAGUCCGAGGACGCCUGGGUCGGUGGAGUCCUAUGACGGGUCGCCGCUUAGGCAAGCGCUGGAAGCUUCCUGUGCAAAAACUCUGCCUUUUAUGUCUUCUCCAGGGUCGGUUUCCCCGCCGGGAUCGCCGCCGCCGGAGUCUCCGCCGAUGUCUCCCAUUACAUCGAGUAUGAGCCGUUCACUGGGCUCGAACUCCAUCAACGAAAUGGUUGCGUCUCUACGACAACUCCAACUCAGCAAGGUGAAGUCAGCACCAUCCUCAUGGUGCGUUCAUAUGGGUUCUCCAGGUGGGUUCGGGUCUCCCAGGGCCUCCAUAAUCCGACCGGGCUUCUGCAGCUUGCCGUCGACCCCAACCAGAGCCCCGAAACGGCACGGCCUCGGGUUCGUGGACCUCUUCGAAGAAGAGCCAGCCAUGGAGAGGGUGGAGUCAGGGAGAGACUUGCGAGCCAAGAUGUUCGAAAAGUUGAGCAAGGAAAACUCUUUGGAUCGACCCGAUCCUUCAGCCUCAGGUGCUGGUCCAGAUGUUGGGUGGGUGUCAGAGCUGGUAAAGUGAACUCUCUGAAGGUGAUGGAUGGAAGGUGGUGGGUGGUGGUGAUUGUUGUUUUGAUUUGUUGAAUCCAUCAUGGGUUCAUCAGGUGGGUCUUAUGUUGGAUUUCCUCGACUGUGAAAAUUAUUAUAUCAAGAAGCCAAGCCAAGCCAAAGAGGAAAGAUUCUGUACAUAAAUGUUAUUAGGAGGCGAUGGGUGAAGAGAAGAAUCUCUUUUUUGAGGGGGGGGGGGGAAGAUUCGUCUGAGAAGCUCAGAAGGCAUUAGGGCUUGUCAUGAUACUAUAUAUAUAUAUAUAUAAUCUGCAGACUCCAUAUAUGUAUAUGCAUAUAUAGUGAUGAUCUAAGGCUUUUGGGGGAGAGCUCUGCUGCUGAAAAAUCGCCCAGCAGUCGGUGGAUCAUCCCCUCGCGUUUUUUGCUUGAUUUUUGUGUCUACUUCGAUUGUCAUCAUCCCAUUUUACUGAUCUUAUUGUAAAUAUUUCCAUGCAAUUAUCAAUGUAAUGCAUAAAUUUCAUCAAACUGCCACCACCCUUAUCGCUUCUCUUUUC